Sinocyclocheilus rhinocerous is the source of this 3433-nucleotide messenger RNA. RefSeq names its product zDHHC palmitoyltransferase 1 (gene zdhhc1). The transcript is spliced from 11 exons. Gene Ontology annotation, cellular component: endoplasmic reticulum; Golgi apparatus. The record is from RefSeq and is a predicted model, not a curated record. Gene Ontology annotation, biological process: protein targeting to membrane; peptidyl-L-cysteine S-palmitoylation. Gene Ontology annotation, molecular function: protein-cysteine S-palmitoyltransferase activity. NCBI's taxonomy places the organism in Eukaryota, Metazoa, Chordata, Actinopteri, Cypriniformes, Cyprinidae. The coding region runs from base 603 to 2345 and encodes 580 amino acids.
UGUGGGUGCGUCGGUCAACUAUUUAAUACACAAAUUGUCACUACAUGCCGAAAAUAUUGGAUUGAGUGCCGCUGCUGUAUUAUAAAAUCUUUAUUUGUUGAUAUUUGUUUAGUCGUUUAAGCAGUUUCGAUUGAUUAGAUGAAUAAAACGCUUUGAAUAUUGGUCGAGAUGCGCGCGGUUGCUGUAAGAUUUGAUUUGUUUGCAGAAUAAUUAGUUAACGGUACAGUCGGUCGUGCUCAACGGACACAACAAGCGCUUAACGUUUGGUCAGUUUCAAGCCUCGUAUUUCUUUGGUGCUCUAUUGCAAGUUAAUUACUACAUGUAGAGGAGAUUGGUUUACCCACGGGAUGAGAGAUUUAGGUUACUGAGACGCCUUCUCCGCUCUCAGGCUACAGAUACAGUAAAUGAGUAAAGAUAGAGCUAGCCGUCACUCAGAGCUGUUGUGUUGGUGCUGUGGAUGAGGCUCAAAGAUGUGUCAGGUUAGUGGUAGUUUUCGUGUUAAGAAAAAGCAGUGCAGGUAAUGUCGGCUCAGAUGUGGCGGAGCAGGCCAGAGUCCUGACAUCAGUAACUGAGCAGGAGUGACAGAAGGAGGUUCCCCUCUCAUGGAUGUCUGCAGUAAGAACUCCAAUCGCACAGCCCCAGUGAGUGAGGGGGUACCCAGGAGUGCCGAUGUGCCCCUGUGCUCUCGGACCAAUGGUUGGAGCUGGCCCCCGCACCCUUUCCAGCUCCUGGCCUGGCUGCUUUAUCUCUACUUUGCUGUCACUGGCUUCGGUGUAUUUGUGCCUCUGCUCCCCACACACUGGAUCCCAGCCGGAUAUAUUUGUACAGGCAUUACAUUUAUCAGUCACCUCUUCAUGCACCUGAUGGCCGUCUCCAUCGACCCUGCGGAUUAUAAUGUCAGAGCUAAGAGUUAUAAGGGACCCAUGCCGGUGUUUGACCGCACCAAACAUGCACACGUCAUCGAGAACUGUCACUGCUACCUCUGUGAAGUAGAUGUGGGGCCUAAAUCAAAACACUGUAGUGCAUGUAAUAAGUGUGUGGCAAGCUUUGACCACCACUGUCGAUGGCUGAACAAUUGUGUGGGCAGCAGAAACUACUGGCUGUUUCUCAAUAGUGGGAUUUCUGCUCUCCUGGGGAUUGUUUUGGUAGUAGUUAUUGCUAGUUAUGUUUUUAUAGAGUUCUUUUUGGACCCAUCAAAACUUCGAUCUGACAAGCACUUUCAACAGGUAAGGAAUGAUUCUGUGGUGUGGUUUGUGUUUCUGCCGGUGGCUCCAGUCACCACAUCUGGUCCAGCCAUUCCCGCUCUAGCAGGAGUCACCAUUGCUCUGGGCCUGCUGUCUGCACUCUUGCUGGGACACUUACUCUGCUUCCACAUAUACCUCAUGUGGAACAGGCUUAGCACAUAUGAGUAUAUUGUGCGACAGCGGCAUCGGCAAGAGGCCAAAGAUUCCAGAAAGCCCCCUCCAGAGAAUGACUCUGGGGUUCCCAAGAUGAAUCUAUUCAAGCAGCAGGUCAGUUAUAGUGGGACAUUUGGCUAUACCAAUCCUGAGAUGGAGGUAGAGGAUCCAACCGCCAUGAGCUCCAAAGAAGGAUCAACGCGUUACGGCAAUGGCCGGGUCAGAGGCUCCAAUGAGCACAUGGGUGAAGAAGAGCUCCUCCCUGCUGUCAUAACAGAGAACAAAGCAUCUCCUCACCCUCACAAACACACACAGAAAAAAAAGAGGAAAGUGCACAAACUUGCAGCUGAGGUAAACAGUGACAGGUCCAUUGACACCAGCACCACCAAAGGCAUGCCAAAGACUUCUGCUGAGCAGGAUUCCUCUGUAGCUGCCGCCACUGUGUCCUCCUCUCUUGGUCAGCGCUUACCCUUCCCAGCAUUCCCCCUGCGGGCCUCCCUCCCCCCUCUUGCACCCGUACAAGCCGCUGGUCCCCCUGCUGAGUAUCAUUCUGACUCCGCAGAAUCUCUGGAGGAGAUCCCUGUAGCAAUGGCACGGCUUGGCAGCGCAGCCCUGGCCGGCGCUACUACUGCUGCUGUGUCUGCCACCAGCUAUUCCUCUUCUCUCCAGUGUGCUUUGCCUUCCUCAGCAGCUGGACAAGCUUUACCCUCCCCCCAGCCCAGGACCAAGAGGAAAGCAGCCGUUCGGAAAGCUGCAGAGCAGAGGUUUGAGAUGGUGUCCCAUAAUCCAUCUAUGUUCGUGAGUCGAGAAAGCAGAGAGCCGGCCAUGCCUCAAGAGGGCAUUAUUACAGAGGAAAAUCCCCAUGUGGCGAAACGCAAACAGACAGGUAAAAAGAGAAAUAUGGAGGACACUAAACUCAGCUCGAGUGUAGGAACCCCGCUGGUGUAGUGACUACUACAGAGACACGUCACUACUAAUCAGGACUCACUGGGCACUUGGUCGGCCUUGUUUCUCCAUUAAAAAAACUUGAGCUGCUUUAAAAGGAUCACAUAAAAACUGAUGUAGCACUCGGAACCUGAUGCAACCUAUGCAAACACCAUUGAAUGUCAGCAGUAAGAACCUUUUGCUGGACAAAACAUCUAAUGCUGGUUGUCAUUGGUCAGUGUCAUUUGGCCUGAACACCUCAUACUGCAUAAAGUUGCAUAUAGAUAUGUUUGACAGUGGGUCAUGAGGUCCGACCUCAGAUCAGAUUCACUUAUAUAUAUUUAUUCAUGAAAUUGUUGAUUGUGGAAUGAAGUCUUGGACUUGAGCCUCAACUUAUUAUGAAUCUUUUGAGGAAUCCAUGACACUAUACAUUAUGAACCAACUUAUUUAGCCUUUCAUUAACUCGGUACAUUUCACUACAACCUUUGCUGUAGCAUUGCACAAAUUGUUUUUUUUUUUAAUACUUAAUGCAGUGCUGCCCGUCUUAUAUAUAUAUAUAUAUGCCAAAGUUUGUUUAGUUUUCUAUGAUGAACCACGCAUGACCACUGAUAUCAUUUUCAGGGUUUUUAGUUCAUAUUUUUAAAUUAAUGUACAUUGUUACCUUAUUUUUUAAUUAUUGUUGUUAAUUGUUGCUUUUCCUUUUUGUUGUUUUUAUCAGCUUUUAUAUGUCUGGUUGUGUUUGGGUGAACUUGAGUUACAGUAUGUACUAUAGAGUGUACUUCUGGUGGUAUUUUACUCAAGUGCUUUAGUCACUUUCUAAAUAAACAUCUUAUAUUAAGCAGUGCCACAUGAUGUCUGCCCUUAUGAAUGAAGUCCACUCCCUCCAUCUCAAAUGCUGCUCAGACAACCCAGUUACACAGUUGUUUAUCUAUCAACAGAAACAUUCUUAGUACAUGAUGUUUUGGGUAGAGGGAGUGGCUGAAUGAUGGCCUGAUGGGGAAGCAAUAUGAAAAUGUGUCUGUGUAUUUUUUUUAAUGAUGUAAAAAAAUAAAAUGAAUUUUACUUUAACUGUAUUCCUACACUGUUUUUUGCAAUGUUAAAAAUCAAUGUUU